This is a messenger RNA of Raphanus sativus (radish), 1993 nucleotides long. Its product is annotated as regulatory protein NPR1. Gene Ontology annotation, cellular component: cytoplasm; nucleus. Gene Ontology annotation, biological process: regulation of jasmonic acid mediated signaling pathway; defense response to bacterium; regulation of salicylic acid mediated signaling pathway. Gene Ontology annotation, molecular function: protein binding. Bases 1 to 1812 code for a protein of 603 amino acids. The record is from RefSeq and is a predicted model, not a curated record. The transcript has 4 exons. NCBI's taxonomy places the organism in Eukaryota, Viridiplantae, Streptophyta, Magnoliopsida, Brassicales, Brassicaceae.
AUGGCGGAAGCGGUGAGAGCGAACGCCGGUGAAGACAAGCGACGAUACAACAAAUAUAUAUCUCUCAUAGAACACGCAACUAGUGCGAGGCUUGUAAUCUUUCGAUUCAUAGUGAUAAAGAGUUUAUCUCCGGUUUGGAGGUUGGACUCGCCAAACAUAUCAGUGCAUCGUUCCGUUUGUUACAAGAAAAGCCAAGGUCGUUUCUCUACACUCGAGUCCGUCUUCGACUCGCCGGAAUCUUUCUACAGCGACGCCAAGCUCGUUCUCUCCUGCGGACGGGAAGUACCCUUCCACCGUGUUCUCCUCGCAGCGAGGAGCCCCUUCUUCAGAAACGCCCUGACCACCAACGCCGUCGUGAAGCUCGAGCUGAAGGAGAUCGCCAAGGAUCACGUCGUCGGCGUCGAUUCGGUGAUCGCCGUUUUAGCGUACAUUUACACCGGAAGAGUGAAGCCGCCGCCGAGAGGGGUCUCCGAAUGCGCAGACGAGAAUUGCCGCCACGUGUCCUGCCGUCCCGCGGUGGAUUUCAUGGUGGAGGUGCUGUACCUAGCUUCCGUCUUCGAGGUUUAUGAACUGGUUACGCUCUACCAGCGGCAUUUACUUGACGUCAUAGACAAAGUUGUAAUAGAAGAGGACACGUUAUUACUCAUACUCAAGAUUUCUAGUAUCUGUGGUGAAGCUUGCAAGAAGCUAACAGAUAGAUGCGUAGAGGUUAUUGUCAACUCUAACGUGGACUUAGUUACUCUUGACAAGUCAUUGCCUCAACAUAUUGUCAAAGAGAUAGUUAACCUCCGUAACGAUCUAGGCAUUGAGGUGCCUGAGGUAGGGAAACAUGUCUUGAAUAUAUACAAGGCACUUGACUCCGACGAUGUCGAGCUUGUCGAGAUGCUUUUGAGUGAGGGGCACACUAAUCUUGAUGAUGCCUACGCUCUUCAUUUCGCUGUUAAGUACUGCGAUGUUAAGACCGCAAACGAUCUCCUUGACCUAGAGAUUGCCGAUGUCAACCUUAGGAAUCCGAGGGGAUACACGGUGCUUCACGUUGCCGCCAUGCGCAAGGAGCCUGAUCUGAUAGUAUCUCUGUUGACGAAAGGGUCACGUGCAUCGGAAACGUCUUUGGAAGGUAGAACGGCUCUCUUGAUUGCGAAACAAGUCACCAUGGCGGCUGAAUAUAGUUAUCUUGCGGAGCAAUGCAAGCCUUCUCUCAAAGGUAGGCUAUGCGUAGAGAUACUGGAGCAAGCGAACAAAGGAGACCGGUUUCCUGGAGAUGCUGUUUCUCCCUCUCUUGCAAUGGCGGACCAUGAACUCAAGAUGAGGCUGCUCUAUCUUGAAAACAGAGUUGCAUUGGCUCAACGUCUCUUCCCAACGGAAGCACAAAUCGCAAUGAAUAUCGCCCAAAUGAAGGGAACAUCCGAGUUCACUGGGUCUAGCCUCGACCCUGACCAUCUGGCUGGUGCAAAGAGGACAUCGCCGGAUCUAAAGACAGCACCUUUUAAAAUCCUAGAAGAGCAUCAACGCAGAUUAAAAGCGCUUUCUAAAACCGUGGAACUGGGGAAACGCUUCUUCCCACGAUGUUCGGCAGUACUUGAUCAGAUUAUGGACUGUGAUGAUUUGAAUCAGCUGGCUUGCGGAGAAGGCGACACUCCUCAGAAAAGACUACAAAAGAAGCAGAGGUACAUGGAAAUACAGGAGAUUGUGAAGAAGGCCUUUAUUGAGGACAAGGAGGAACAUGUAAACUCGUCUCUCUCACUUUCGUCUUCUUCCACGUCGAAAUCAAUAGCUGGAAAGAGGUCUAAACUCUACCAUCGCCGUCGGUGAGACUCUUGGGGUAAUUUUUUUCCCUAUACCAUAUAUAUUAUUCUUUUUUCAUGGUUUUUACUGUCUAUUGUUGGCGUCAUAUAAGAUGUUCUUCAUACACAUCCUGUGUUUAUAGAUGCAGGUGUGUCAAAAAAAAUGAUGUAACUUUUUGAACCAGCAAUAAGCAGAUUUGUGAUCUAUA